Messenger RNA from Limanda limanda (common dab), 4164 nucleotides. It is a transcript of the gene pik3c2g, whose product is annotated as phosphatidylinositol-4-phosphate 3-kinase catalytic subunit type 2 gamma. The record is from RefSeq and is a predicted model, not a curated record. Gene Ontology annotation, molecular function: 1-phosphatidylinositol-3-kinase activity; phosphatidylinositol binding; 1-phosphatidylinositol-4-phosphate 3-kinase activity. Gene Ontology annotation, biological process: phosphatidylinositol-3-phosphate biosynthetic process; cell migration; phosphatidylinositol 3-kinase/protein kinase B signal transduction. The transcript has 32 exons. NCBI's taxonomy places the organism in Eukaryota, Metazoa, Chordata, Actinopteri, Pleuronectiformes, Pleuronectidae. The coding region runs from base 1 to 4164 and encodes 1387 amino acids. Gene Ontology annotation, cellular component: plasma membrane; phosphatidylinositol 3-kinase complex; cytoplasm.
AUGGAUCCUCCUGACAGGCAAGAUGAAACACUCCAGACAUACGAGUCCAACCUCCCCUUGCCUUUGAGAGCGGAUGUAGAUGACCACAUUUACGAGGAGCUUGACCAGCUUCGUGAAAAGGAUGAGGAACUUUUGUGUGAGACCUCCUGCGCUGAGUUUAUCUUCCUGCCUGAACCUCAGCCACAGCCUCCGGGUCAUCUCUCGGCUGGAGGCACUGAGAUCACUGACCAGCACAACACAACUAGGCUUCGCCCAGUCCGCAAGCCUCCACCUCCACCCAGAACCAGGCCUCAGCCCUGGGUGGAAGAUAGACAAGGCCUUGCGGCCCCCCCUGUGCCCACUAGGAGACUCAGAAAGCAGUUUUCCUGUGACCCGGAACGGAAGCCUGUUCCAAAAUACGUCCGAUCCAUGACGGAAAUAGACCCUCAUAGAUGCCUAAGUUUGUUUUUACUUUCACAUCAGGAGCUCUGGACAAUCAAACUUAUCGACACUCCACAGGGCAGCACCAGGAGGCUUUCCUCUCUCUGUGAGGCAACUUCAAAGCUGAUGUCACGGCACAAAUUCAAUGACGGCGUUCAUAACUCCGGCGUGUUGUGGGGUCGAGUGCUGCAGGUCCACCCGGCCCUGCUGCAGGAGGUGGAGGUGACGGUCAGCGUGGCCACAGAGUGGGGCACUAACCAGAUCCCCCUCCCCACCACAGUGAACAGGACAGUGAAGAGUCUGAUCGAUGAAAUCUUCCAGCUGCUGGACCUCACUCCAGCCACAAGUGGGCAACACCUUCUAAAACUGUGUGACUCCGAGGAGUAUCUGCGAAAUGACGAGCUGCUGGGUAUGCACGACACUAUUCAGAUCUACUCCAAGCUCAAACUGGAGGUCCCCAUGCGACUGCUCCACGUGAACAACCUCAAACACAGUCUGUGUAGGGAUGGGGCAGACGACAGGAGCCCGUGCCAGCUGUACCAGUCCCUGCGUCCUCCCUGUCUCUUCGACACCUGCAAGUUGAGCCUGCAGGAUGUGAUCAGCAACUACAACAGAGAGGUGACAGAGAUCAUGACGAAUAAGACUGGGAUCAACACCUUUGUGCUUUUGGGUCGAGUUUACACCAUCACUAAUCUUCUGUGUGGACUCUCAUGUGAGGAGCUGGAGGACAUCAUGAGCUGGCUCAACAGACUCGGCCCCACAUGGCUGAGUCCUGAUGAGAUUGAAAGUGCGGUGCUCAUGCUGCGGGCGGCGCUGCUCAAAGUGCUGCAGAUCUUUUUUGACAGCUUCCAGUCAGACUUCAGAGGUCAGGAGGUCACCAGCAACCUGCAAACACGUGAUGUGGAGGACCACGGUGACAUCUGCCAGUUCAACAUCGCUGCUCUCUACAAACUGCAGCAGUCCUGGCUCAACACGUAUGACCACUUCUCUAUUUCCUGUGAGUUGAUGUACAGAGGAGUGAAGAUCUGCGACACCGGUGUUUCUGAACACAUCAGCACGGCCUUGUCGUAUGGAAACAAGAUCCAGUGUAACCGCAUGAUGGUGUUCCCUGUUCCAGUGAAGGAGCUGCCCUAUGAGAGCAUGUUGACGUUUCACUUCAAAGGCUCAAAGAAAGGAAAGAACCCUGAGCUCCUCGGCUGGGCCGUAUUACCUCUCUACACCAACAGGACUUUGGUUACAGGGACCGUCCUGCUCAGUCUGUCCACGCUGGCCUGGACGCCGGCUCCUCCCUCCCCUGCCCUGUUCGACAGUCACACUCAACCUGCUGGGGUCAUACUGCAGCUCGAGUUUCCAAAUCAGUUCAAGUGGACAUAUCAGAGGCCCAUCGCACUGCCUGGUUCGGUCAUGUUCACUCAGCCUUGUGAGGAGCUGCAGAAGAAGAUGCUGGACGUCUCGAGGAAGCACUUCCUCUGUUUUCUAACAGAAAAUGAGAAAGGUUUCCUGUGGGAGAAGCGAGACUGUGGAGACAAAAGCAACACGUUCCUCCACCUGAUGCUGGGCGGAGUUCUCCAGUGGAAGCCUGAAUACUUGACAGAGAUCUAUACUGUAGUAGAGAACUGGCCCAUUCAUCUACCUGAGGAGGCGCUCUUCCUGCUCAGUGACAGUUUCCAUGAUCAGACUGUGAGGGGAGCUGCGGUUCAGUACUUUGAUCAGAUAUCUGAUGGAGAACUGGAGAUGUUUCUGCCUCAGCUGGUCCAGGCUCUGAAGAGUGAGUGGGAGUUGGAGGGACCUCUGGUGAUGCUGCUGUUGGAGAGAUCACUGAGGAACAUCCGAAUCGCCCAGCAACUCUACUGGCUGCUGGAGGACGCUCAGACUGACCCUUACUACCAGAGUUGGUACAAUAAGAUUCAGGCGGCGCUGUUGCACUGCUGUGGCCGGACACUGAGGCAGGAGCUGGAGCACGAAACCCACCUGGUGUCCGAGCUGGUGCAGAUGGCUGACAGGGUCCGCAACGCUGACAAGUCUCGACGUAAGAAUGUUCUGAAUGCAGAAAAGAUGAAAUUUAUAAACCUCUUCAAAGACGGGAUCAGCUUUUGUCUGCCCCUGGAUCCUGCCGUCCGUGUGAAGGCGGUGGACGUGGAUGCCUGUAAGUUCUACAACUCCAACGCUGCUCCUCUGGGGAUCACCUUCGUCUGCACCGACCCUCUGGCCAAGAACGUCGGUGUCAUCUGCAAGACUGGAGAUAACCUGCGUCAGGACAUGCUGGUGCUUCAGAUCGUCCGUGUGAUGGACAGGCUUUGGCUCCAGGAGGGACUGGACCUGCAAAUGAUCACCUACAAGUGUCUGUCCACAGGCCCAGCUCAGGGUCUGGUGGAAGUGGUUCCGGACGCAGUGACCCUGGGGAAGAUUCACCAGGAGUGGGGUCUGAGUGGGACACUACGGGAGGACACGCUGGAGAAGUGGUUCCACAUGUGGAACAAAACCAAAGAGGACUAUGAAAAGGCUGUGAUGAACUUCAUCCACUCGUGCGCAGGCUGGUGCGUGGCCACGUUCAUCCUGGGGAUCUGUGACCGUCACAACGACAACAUCAUGUUGAAACCCAGCGGACACAUGUUCCACAUUGACUUCGGCAAGAUUAUGGGGAAUGCCCAGAAGUUUGGAACCUUUAAAAGGGACCGCUCUCCAUUCAUCUUUACAUCUGAGAUGCAGCACUUCAUCACAGGGGGGGGGCAGAAGCCUCAGCGCUUGCAUCGCUUCGUGGAGCUCUGCUGUGAAGCUUACAACAAAAUCAGACGGCGAUCGGCACUGAUUCUCAGCCUGUUGGAGCUGAUGCUACAUGCUGGAAUGCCAGAACUGAAGGACAACAAUGACCUGCAGUACGUCCAGAACAACCUCAGACCUCAUGACACCGACCUGGAGGCCACAUCCUACUUUACGAAGAAGAUCAAGGAGAGCAUAGGCUGUGUUGCAGUCAAGUUUAACUUCCUGACACACAACAUGGCCCAAGGGAAGAAGCAAGAACCUCUAACCAGGGACGGCAUCCCGGCUCCCAGCACCAACAUCCAAGAAGCUGUCAUCCAAGGAUACACAGACAAGGACAAAGAUGUGAUGUAUAGCCUCAGAGUAACCAUCGAUGAUGGUUUUCUGACCAGUGAGAAGACGUUCGCCCAGCUUGAGCUGAUCCAUAAGCAGCUGCAGAAAUACUUCAUUGAAUCAAUGCUGCCCAAUUUUCCGAGCAGGUAUAUUCCGUCCGCCACCACCAGGAAGAUGUCUCUGCUGAAUAAGUACCUGAAACAGCUUUUUGAGGGACCAUGCAAGGGAAAUGAGUUUGUGUGCAGCUUGUUCCUGGACGGCCCCGGCAAUGUCCAAGAAAUUGAUCCGACCGGAGCCACGCCUCAGAUCCAGCUCUACAUUUCUUAUGUUAACUCUAAGCUCUCGGUUUUGGUAAAACACCUGAAGAACCUUAAACAUGCAAACGGCUCUAACCCCGACGCCUACGUGGUUAUGCGCCUGCGACCGGACCCUCAGCGGCGCUCCAAGAGGAGGACAAAGGUGGUCCGCAACAAUGAUAACCCCACUUUCAAUGAACUGCUGGAGUACAACUCUGUUCCGCUGCUGUAUGGGAUGGUGCUGGAAGUGACGGUGAAGAGCAAGAAGACGUUGGUGGCUGCGACCAACAUCAGACUGGAGGACAAGUUCCUGGACAAGAAAACCUGGUUUCCCCUUGGGAACUGUACAGUCUGA